AUGCUUCUUUUCUUUAUCUAUCUAUCUAUCUAUCUAUCUAUCUAUCUAUCUAUCUAUCUAUCAGUCUAUUUCUUUCUUUUUUUCUUUCUUUCUUUCGUUCUUUCAGUCUAUCUAUCUAUCUAUCUAUCUAUCUAUCUAUCUAUCUGUUUGUCUGUCUGUCUAUCUAUCUAUCUAUUACUUUUCUUAUUUUCUCUAUCUAUCUAUUACUUUUCUUAUUUUCCCUAUCUAUCUAUCUAUCUAUCUAUCUAUCUAUCUAUCUAUCUAUCUAUUACUUUUGUUAUUUUCUCGAUCUAUCUAUCUAUCUAUCUAUCUAUCUAUUACUUUUGUUAUUUUUUCGAUCCAUCUAUUAUUACUUUUCUUAUUUUCUCGAUUCAUCUAUCUAUCUAUCUAUUACUUAUUUUCUCGAUCCAUUUAUCUAUCAUAUUUCUUAUUUUCUCGAUCGAUCUAUCAGCAUUUCUUGGUCUCACUGGACCUCCUGGUAACAAUGGAAAUGACGGAGCCCCUGGAGAGCGUGGUGCCUCUGGACCUGCUGGACAAGCUGGAACUCCCGGAGAACGAGGUGAACGCGGAUUCCCUGGUGAUCGUGGUUCUGAUGGACCUCCUGGUGCUCCCGGAGAGAGAGGACCCGCUGGACCUGUUGGUGUUCCCGGAGAAUCUGGGCCACCAGGACCUAUUGGCAGUCGCGGAGAAGCUGGACCCCCUGGACUUGUGGGACUCCCCGGUGAACGCGGACCUACUGGAGGACCUGGACACAAAGGAGAUACUGGUUCCCCUGGACAACGUGGUAAAGAUGGUGAAUCCGGACCCCCUGGAGAAGUUGGUGCCCCUGGACCCGCUGGACCUGCCGGACCAAUCGGUGGACCCGCCAUGAAAGGAGACCGUGGUGUUCCUGGACCUCGUGGAGAAUCAGGACCUUCUGGAAAAGCUGGCAAUCGCGGUCUUCCUGGACCCCCAGGACCACAAGGACAACCCGGAAUUGCUGGGCCUGCUGGACCAACUGGUGCUACUGGUGAAGUUGGAGCUGCCGGACAAACUGGACCUGCUGGACCACGCGGACCCACUGGAGAACCUGGAAUUGCUGGCCCCGCUGGUAAAAAUGGAGAAGCCGGACGCAAAGGUAAACCUGGUGAUCGUGGUUCCGCUGGAACCCCUGGAAAUGCUGGAGCCCCUGGACAUUCUGGACCUCAGGGAACACCUGGUGAAACUGGCCUUCCUGGUAAACCUGGACCUGCCGGACCUAUGGGCCCACAUGGAGAGCGUGGAGAAUCUGGAGUUCCCGGACGUCCUGGAGAGACUGGACCACCCGGUACCCCCGGAACUGACGGAGUUCAAGGCGAUCGUGGAGAGCCCGGAAAUACAGGACCUGCAGGACCUCCCGGACCUGCUGGACCUCAAGGUGAACGUGGUGGACCUGGAUUCCCUGGUGCUCAGGGAGAAGCAGGACCUUCUGGAGCAUCCGGAGCAGCUGGUACCCCCGGUGAACCCGGAAGAAACGGAGUUGAUGGACCACCAGGACCUAUGGGACCUGUUGGACACCCCGGACCUGCUGGAAACCCCGGAGAAGCUGGACCUGCUGGUGAAGCUGGACAACGUGGUCUCCCUGGUGCUUUAGGACGCCCAGAGGCCCGAAAUUUUGAAAAAUGGAAUCUCUCGAUUAAUCUUAACAAAUCUCUCUCUACCUCUAUCUCUCUCUAUCUCUCCCUCUCUAUCUAUCUCUAUCUAUCUCUAUCUAUCUAUCUCUAUCUAUCUCUCUCUAUCUCUAUAUCUCUAUCUAUCUCUCUCUAUCUCUAUAUCUCUCUCUAUCUCUCUCUCCCUCUCUAUCUAUCUCUAUCUAUCUAUCUAUCUCUAUCUCUAUAUCUCUCUAUAUCUCUCUCUAUAUCUCUAUCUAUAUCUAUCUAUCUAUCUAUCUAUCAUGACGGAAUGGUUGGACCAUCCGGACCCGCUGGCUCUACCGGAGAGAGAGGCGAGAGAGGAGAACGUGGUGCCGCUGGAAUUCAAGGACCAAAUGGACCCCGUGGACCUGCUGGUGCCAUGGGAGCUGCUGGAGACGCUGGAGAACGCGGAAUCAUGGGAGAUAAGGGAGACAAAGGAUGGAUGGGAUCCCCUGGUAUGCCAGGAAACCCAGGACCUCAGGGACAAGUCGGAGAAAUGGGACCAGCUGGACCUCCCGGAGCUAUGGGAGGAAGAGGACGUGACGGACCCCGUGGUAAUCCCGGUAAAGAUGGUGAAGCCGGACCUUCCGGAGUUCCAGGACAACGUGGAGCACGUGGACCACCUGGAAGCGAUGGCCGACCAGGAAAUCCCGGACCCCCAGGACCACCCGGACCUCCUGGUUACGCUCCCAGCUACACGCCAUUCCCCAGCAUGCAAGGACCCAAAGGACCAGAUCCAGCAGAAGGUUAUUAUGGUGAUGAGGCACAACCCGAUGAAGUUGAUGUCAUUAACCAGGUAGCCUGGGCCAUUGAACGUACAAGGAAACCAAAGGGUACCAAGAACGAUCCUGGUGCAACUUGCCGUGACCUUCUUAUACGUAAUGAACAAAAAUUGGAGAGUGGCAAAUACUUCAUUGAUCCUAAUGGCGAAUCUACCAUCGAUGCUUUCGAAGUUUAUUGUAAUAUGGAAAAUGGCGAGACCUGCUUGCAUCCAGAGAGUACCGAAUACACACAGGAUAGAUGGACAAAGGAAACUAGUCCUGACCAAUGGUUCAUGAGAGAAAUUGUUCAUAAGACUGAGCUUGGCUAUGGUGAUUUGAAGAGAGACCAAUAUCACUUCCUUCACAUGCAUUCGAUCCGUGCCCGUCAGAACAUCACAUACAACUGUCUCAACUCUAAUGCUUAUGGAGUAAAACUUGCCACUUUCGAUGGUAGCGAGAUGUUCGCCAAUCACGAACUGCGCAAAUACACCUACAGAGUUAGCAUUGAUGGAUGCCAGACAAAGAACAACCAGUGGGGUAAGACAGUAUUCGAAGUGGACACCAGCCAGACAGACCUCCUACCUAUCACUGACGUAGCCGUUCAAGAUGUAGGAGAGGAAAACCAGAAAUUUGGCUUGCAGAUUGGUCCAGUCUGCUUCAGCUAA
Molecule: messenger RNA, 3078 nt
Organism: Acanthosepion pharaonis
Lineage: Eukaryota; Metazoa; Mollusca; Cephalopoda; Sepiida; Sepiidae
Source: the annotation of a GenBank genome assembly